Molecule: messenger RNA, 960 nt
Organism: Penicillium chermesinum
Lineage: Eukaryota; Fungi; Ascomycota; Eurotiomycetes; Eurotiales; Aspergillaceae
Exons: 2
Coding region: 1-960 (319 amino acids)
Source: RefSeq, a predicted model, not a curated record
AUGAAGGCCUCCUUUGUCACCUUGGCUCUUGCCAUGGGCGCUGCUGCCGCCCCUACCUCUACCGGUCUCGCCGGUCUGUCUGAUGUCACCGGCAGCCUCUCCUCCAUCCUCGACGGUGUUGAGGGUCUCGUCAAGAACCUCAAGAUCGGCGACCUCACCAGCGAGCUUGGCCUGAACAAGCUCCCCGUUGUCUCCACCAUUGGUGACCUGACCAACGUUCUCGGCCUCCCCGCCGGUGAAGAUGCCUCCAAGCCCGCUGCCGCCAACGGCCACCUCGUCCAGGACUUGGGCCCCCAGCUGCAGAACGUUCUCACCAUUGCUGGCCCCGACGUUAGCACUCUGCUCAUUGAGUUGAGCCCCGAGGUUACCGGCCUGGUCUCUGGCCUUGGUCUCCCCGCCCUCGGUGUCCCUCUCGGCUCCAUCGUUGCCUCUGCCUCCGGCCUUGGUGGCCUCGUCACUGGUCUCGGCCCUCACGUCAACGGUCUCGUUACCGUUGUCGGUGCUGACGUCGUUGCUGGUCUCCUCUCUGGUCUUGGUCUCCCCGCUGUCGGUGUCCCCGUUGGCACUGUCAUUGCCACCCUCGGCAAGAACCUGAAGCGCGGUGAGAUCGUCAAGGACCUUACCCCCGCUGUCGGCCAGAUCCUCACUGUCACCGGCCCCAACGCCAAGCAGCUCCUGGUUGAGCUCUCUCCCUCCGUCACCGCUCUUCUGUCUGGCCUUGGCCUCCCCUCCGUUGGUGUUCCUGCCGGUGAGGUUGUCAAGACCGCUGGCAGCGUUGGUGACCUCGUCUCUGACCUCGCCGGCCCUACUGAGGGCCUCCUUACCGUUGUCCACAAGGAUGGCUCCGCCCUCCUCAUCAAGCUGAGCCCCGAGGUUGCCCAGCUCGUUACCGGCCUUGGCCUUCCUUCCGUUGCCACCCCCGUUGGCGCCGUCGUCCAGACCCUCGGUGAGAACCUGUAA